CGAGUGCCUCGCAGUGUCCGCACCAGGCUGCCCGGAGCCAUCGCCGUGCGCGUCGUCGCCCGCCUCGCGAAUAACGAAAGAUCUUGGAAGAGUCGGAGAAGAUAAAGUAUAUUCGGUAUCUAGAUCAGGAGAUUGACAGACCAGGAAAUGCAUAAUUUUGAGGACGAGUUAACGUGUCCCAUUUGUUAUAGUAUCUUUGAAGAUCCCCGUGUACUACCAUGCUCUCAUACAUUUUGUAGAAACUGUUUGGAAAAUGUUCUUCAGGCAUCUGGUAACUUUUACAUAUGGAGACCCCUGCGAAUUCCACUCAAGUGUCCUAACUGUAGAAGUAUUAUUGAGAUUGCGUCCACUGGCAUAGAAUCCUUACCUGUAAACUUUGCAUUAAGAGCAAUUAUUGAAAAGUACCAGCAAGAAGACCACCCAGAUGUUGUCACCUGCCCUGAACAUUACAGGCAACCAUUAAAUGUUUAUUGUCUACUAGAUAAAAAAUUAGUUUGUGGCCAUUGUCUUACUAUAGGCCAACAUCAUGGCCAUCCUAUAGAUGACCUUCAAAGUGCCUAUCUGAAAGAAAAGGAUACACCUCAGAAGUUGUUUAAACAAUUAACCGACACACACUGGACAGAUAUCACUCGCCUUAUUGAAAAGCUUGAAGAACAGAAAUGUCAUUCUGAGAAAAUAGUUCAAGGAGAUAAGGAAGUUGUUCUCCAGUAUUUUAAGGAGCUUAGUGAUACAUUAGAACAGAAAAAAAAAUAUUUUUUGGCAGCUCUCUGUGAUGUUGGCAAGAUGAUCAAUAAAGAAUACACUCCACAGAUUGAAAGAAUGAAGGAGAUAAAGGAACAACAACUUGAGUUAAUGACAGUGACAACAUCUUUACAAGAUGAGUCUCCACUUAAAUUUCUUGAAAAAAUUGAUGAUGUCCGCCAACGUGUGCAGAUGUUGAAACAGAGACCACUUCCUGAGGUCCAGCCUGUUGAAAUUUAUCCUCGAGUAAGCAAUGUAUUAAAAGAAGAGUGGAGCAGAACAGAAAUUGGACGUCUUAAGAAAGCUGUCAUUCCUGAAAUGAGAAUUUCUUCAAAAAGAAUGCCAUGUUCCUGGCCUGAUAAGGAUGAAAAAGAAAUGGAGUUUUUUAAAAUUUUAAACAUUACUAUAGUUUCACUCAUUUCAGUGAUACUAAUGUUGAUACUCUUUUUCAACCAUCACAUAAUAACCUUCUUAAAUGAAAUCACUUCAAUAUGUUUCUUUGAAGUCUUUUUCUCUCUUUACCAAAGUUUAUCUAAGAACUUGUAUGAUUUAAAAAAUACAAUAUGCUACACUUUAUAUUUGUUAAAGGAGUUUAUAUGCAAAAUAGUUUCUGGUUGAAAACCUACAUUAACAGCUUUAUGUGGGCUUAUUCUGUAUAGCAGAGGCUAACUAUUGAUUGCUAGAUGGUCCAUAAGUAGCAAAUAAACUUUAUAUCUGUUAUAACAGAUAUACAGGAAUAUGAUAAACUACUUCCCAUGGAUGGGUAGGAAGUGCUGUCAGAAAUGAGACAUCUGAAAGAUGACUAAAAUCAAAUUUGAAAAUGGCAAAUUUUAGUUUGAAUAUUAAUCUUACCCUGUUUUUAUUGGCUUUCUAGUAAAUCUUUAUUUUAUUUUAAAUUAACGAUGCUACAGUGGUUAACUUGCAGUUCUUUGUAUAUGUAGAUAGAUCUUUAAAAACUGACAAGAUCCUUAAGGUCCACAAGCCUAUUGUGAUAUGAUCUGAAGCUUUUCAAUGUAUAGAUGGAGAUUAUAUAUAAGUUGUUUUAAAAAUCCAAGCCAGGAUUGUUUAAACAUCUUUUUUGGUCAAGCCCAAUAGAUGUAAGAGUAUUCAUCCCAAGUAGCACUGCUUGCUGCUUUUGGAUAAAUCAACUGUGUCUAGCAUACUGAGUUUAAUUCAGCCUUGGUAUCAGUAAGGUCUCAAAAACCAACCAACCAAAAAAGUUCUAGUGCUAGAGACCCCUGCCUGAUCUGCUGGCUCCAGCAUUACAAAGCAAACCAAGUACAUAUUUUGAUUUUGUGGUGUUUUAGUCUUGAUUUUAGAUGAAAACUGUAUGAAACAUGUAUAUUGAGACAAUCAUGUUGGUGUGAUUCAUUUAAUAGAUUUGGUAUCAUGUAAACUAUAUUCAUCUUAAAAUGGUCUCCCCUUGUAGCUUAAGCACUGGGAUUGUAAGUAUGAGCUGCUGCUGUACCUGUUUAGUUUUAAAAGGUCAUUAAGUCAGAACUUUUAAUUUUGCUCCCUUGACAUGGACUACCAUGAUACAUGUGGUAGAACUAUGGUUCACUGCCAAUGAAAUCUGAAACACAAUGUUUUCUAGAAACCCCAAAUGAGGUGAAUUACCACCUCUGGGGACUUUAUUUCAAAUAAAAGUUAUAUUUAAGAACAAUGCUGACAAGUUUUAAUUCCACUUAUCUAGCACAGUUACUAUAUACUGAGACCAUUUUGAAGAUGUAAUUAAUGGAGGUGAAGGGAAAUGUUCAGUUUUUAACAGACACAUAUGCCAUAUUAUGAGUGCUGUUUUUUAAAAUUUCAUUUUUUUUGAGAAUAGGUUUCUCUGUAUAGCCUUGGCUGUCCUGGAACUCACUCUGUAGAUCAGGCUGGCUGGGAACUCAGAAAUCUACCUGCCUCUGCCUCCCAAGUGCUAGGAUUAAAGCAUGAACCACCACUGCCCAGCUUUUUUCUAAUGUAAAUAUUAACAGUCGAAGAACAAUUAGCCUAAUACAUUUUUCAAGGGUUACUAAUUUUGUAUAGAUGAGGAAACAAAGUAGUGAAGUGCCAGUGUUAGGUGGGAGAGCUCACUUUUUUAUGCUUAAAAAAAACUGGAGUAGGCUGAUGUAAUUAACUGAAACUUUAUUUCAAUCUAAGAAAGCAUAUGCUUGACAAUUUUGAGUAUACAACAUUUUUGUGUUGAUACACUUACUGCUUUAUAUUUUUACUAGGAGGUUGAAUUUGUACAACUUGAAAGAACAUACAUUUGGAAAUUCUGGGUUUUAUGUGUAACAGUAUAUUUUAAUAAACUUGGUAUUUUAUUGAA
Messenger RNA from Grammomys surdaster, 3052 nucleotides. RefSeq names its product tripartite motif containing 59 (gene Trim59). Lineage: Eukaryota; Metazoa; Chordata; Mammalia; Rodentia; Muridae. The coding region runs from base 148 to 1359 and encodes 403 amino acids. The transcript is spliced from 3 exons. Gene Ontology annotation, molecular function: zinc ion binding. Gene Ontology annotation, cellular component: centrosome; cilium; intraciliary transport particle B. Gene Ontology annotation, biological process: cilium assembly. The record is from RefSeq and is a predicted model, not a curated record.